Messenger RNA from Kluyveromyces marxianus DMKU3-1042, 858 nucleotides. RefSeq names its product small subunit rRNA maturation protein LCP5 (gene LCP5). Gene Ontology annotation, biological process: maturation of SSU-rRNA from tricistronic rRNA transcript (SSU-rRNA, 5.8S rRNA, LSU-rRNA). Gene Ontology annotation, cellular component: nucleolus; small-subunit processome. The transcript has a single exon. The coding region runs from base 1 to 858 and encodes 285 amino acids. NCBI's taxonomy places the organism in Eukaryota, Fungi, Ascomycota, Saccharomycetes, Saccharomycetales, Saccharomycetaceae. The record is from RefSeq and is a predicted model, not a curated record.
AUGCUUUCGUAUUUGAGCUCGCUGAUGGUUGUUUUGGGGGAGAAGUUGGGUAAAGAUGGGGUUGCGAGUCGUGGGAGAGAGGAGGCUAUUGAGCAGCGGGUGGUGCUUGAGCGUGGUGUGAAGCCGUUGGAGAAGAAGCUAGGGUACCAGUUGGACAAGUUGACGCGGGCGUACAUGCGGAUGGAGGCUGAUUUGCAGGGGGGCCAAGUAUCUAGUACGAGUGGGAAGGAGAAAGAGAAGGAGGCAGCAGAAGAAGAAGAGGACUCCAGUGAGAGUGAAGACGAGACGCAGUUUAGGCCGAACGGGUCGGCCAUGGUUACUGGCAAGACUUCUGGCAAGGCCAGUGGCAAGGCUAGUGCGGAGGCUAAUGCGGCCUCUGCUGACGCAGAGGCCUCGGGCUCCAUUUACAGACCACCAAAGAUCAGCGCAGCCCUGCCCCCACAGCACCACUUCGAAGACAAAUUCAAUGCCCAGGAACACAAGGACAAGAGCAGCAGGUCGCGUAUGCAGGCUAUGGAGGAGUAUCUCAAGGAGACUUCCGAACAGCCCGAAUGGGAGGCCUCUAUCGGUGCGAAUAUCGUGAACCAUGGCCGUGGUGGUGUCAAGACCUCGAGAGAUACAGAGCGCGAGCGCGAUAUCCAGCGUUUCGAAGAAGAAAACUUCACUAGAUUGAACCCUAACGGUUCCAAGGUCGACAAGAGGCUCAAGAAACAGCGCGAGAUCAGUGCCAAGGUCAACAUGAUCGCCGGUGAGGACUUCAGUAUAUUCAACUCCAAGAGAAAGCUAGAAGAAAGCACCAGCAGAAGGGGGUCCAAGAAGUCCAGGAACGCCUGGGAAAGAGCCAAGCGCAAGUUGUAG